Messenger RNA from Colletotrichum destructivum, 1932 nucleotides. RefSeq names its product Putative lysophospholipase, catalytic domain, Acyl transferase/acyl hydrolase/lysophospholipase. NCBI's taxonomy places the organism in Eukaryota, Fungi, Ascomycota, Sordariomycetes, Glomerellales, Glomerellaceae. Gene Ontology annotation, molecular function: A2-type glycerophospholipase activity. Gene Ontology annotation, biological process: glycerophospholipid catabolic process. The coding region runs from base 1 to 1932 and encodes 643 amino acids. The transcript is spliced from 3 exons. The record is from RefSeq and is a predicted model, not a curated record. Gene Ontology annotation, cellular component: intracellular membrane-bounded organelle; cytosol.
AUGGGUUGCCCUUAUUGGUGGCAACUGCGCCGACGCUGCUCUUCGCGGCGUCAGGUAAGUGAUCUCAGCCAGAAUUACUGCCACAGUCAAAUUCAACUGACAUCUGACGAAACAGCAAAUAGUUACAGAACCGCGACCAUCGAUUGUCCCGUCAACGACCGGCCCACGAUCAGAGACUUCAAGUCCCUCUCCGUGGACGAGAAGCUUUGGACUCAAAAGCGGCGCAACAAUACUAUACCUGCCUUGCGCGAUCUCGUCAAGCGACUUGGAAUCACCGGCUUCGACUCGGACGCCUAUUUUGACGGCGCGAAGAAUACCUCCAUGUUGCCCAAUAUCGGCAUUGCUGUGUCGGGAGGCGGGUGGCGUGCUCUCAUGAACGGAGCCGGAGCCAUCGCUGCGUACGAUCAGCGCACGCCUGGCUCUACCGGUGUGGGUCAGCUCGGGGGUCUUUUGCAGUCUACAACAUACUUCGCGGGUCUGUCUGGUGGUGGAUGGCUCGUGUCUUCUCUCUACGCCAACGACUUCCCCACGGUGCAGAGUAUUGUCAACACGGAUGAUUCGACCUCGAUUUGGCAGUUCCAGAAUUCGAUUUUUGAGGGGCCCGACAUGGGAGCCACUGAUGGUUCGAAUGCUGCAGCAUAUUUCGGAGCGAUCGCCGACCAGGUUGCCGCAAAGGUUGACAGUGGUUUCAAUACCACUCUCACCGACUUCUGGGGCCGGGCGUUGUCGUUCCAACUGCUUAAUUCGUCUGGGGAAGCCAUUUCCACAUUUUCCUCAAUCCAGAACAACCCUGGAUUUGCUGCCGCCGAAUUCCCCUUGCCAAUCCUCGUGGCUGAUGAGCGCCAAGAAGGUCAGUCCGUCCUGUUCUCAACCAACACCACCAAUUAUGAAUUUACACCGUGGGAACUGGGGUCCUUCGACUCUGUCGGAUUUGUUCCUCUUCGAUAUGUCGGAUCCAAUUUCGAAGCCGGCGAAAUCGCGUCUGACGGAACAUGUGUGACUGGUUUGGACGAGUUAAGCUUUGUCUUUGGAACCUCGAGUUCACUAUUCAACCAGUUCCUGCUUCAGAUCAAUACCACAGACAUGGUUCCAGCCAUAUUCAAGGAUGCGGUGACCAGCGUUCUUGUCGGGCUGGAUCAAAACCAUAUGGAUGUUGCCGAUUGGUCACCUAACCCAUUUUACCACUGGAAUAAUGCAACGAAUGCAAACGCACAGACGAAAAAAUUCACUCUUGUCGACGGCGGCGAGGACCUCCAGAAUAUCCCAUUCACGCCUCUGCUGCAGCCCUCGCGCGAAGUUGAUGUCAUCUUUGCCGUCGACUCCUCCGCCGACACACUAGAUCCCCGGGGGUCAAACUGGCCAAAUGGAACCGCAAUGGUGGCCACUUACGAGCGUUCACUAUUUCAAGACGACGGGACGACUUUCCCUCCGGUACCCGAUGUAAACACCUUCAUCAACCUGGGACUAAACUCCCGUCCUACCAUGUUCGGGUGCGAUGCUGGAAAUUUGACUGCCAACAGCACCGCGCCACUUAUUGUUUACCUCCCCCAUUCGCCUUAUGUAUUCAAUUCGAACGUGUCGACCUUCACUCCAACCUACCAACUUGAUGUUCGGAAUGCCAUCAUUCGGAACGGGUAUGAUGUCGCCACGAGGGGCAACGCUACAGUUGACUCGCAGUGGCCAACGUGCGUUGCAUGUGCCAUCAUGUCUCGUAGCUGGGAAAGGACGAACACCACUGUACCUGAGGUGUGCCGUGACUGCUUUUUGAAGUACUGCUGGGAUGGAACAACGAACUCUACGACGCCGGGUCCUUACACUCCACACAUACUUCUAGAGGCCGUCAAGGUGGAAGGCGUUGCUGGGACAACAAAACCGAUCAUUGGACUUUCCCUUGCCGCCACAGCUCUAGCAUUGACAAUUCUUGGGCUCUAG